Neltuma alba is the source of this 2171-nucleotide messenger RNA. Its product is annotated as cold-responsive protein kinase 1. Gene Ontology annotation, molecular function: protein kinase activity; ATP binding. The coding region runs from base 697 to 1800 and encodes 367 amino acids. Lineage: Eukaryota; Viridiplantae; Streptophyta; Magnoliopsida; Fabales; Fabaceae. The record is from RefSeq and is a predicted model, not a curated record. Gene Ontology annotation, biological process: protein phosphorylation. The transcript has 7 exons.
ACUAUUUUUUUCUUGGCUGUUAUAUGGUGAUAUAUCGUUGUUGGUUUCGCUAUUUGAUUUGCUAGUAAUUUAGUGUUUAUGGAGAUUUUCUAGCGUUUGAGUUGGUGACUUAAAUCAUAGUCACGUAGUGGGUUAGGUUUAUGGCUGGAAUUGGGUUUUCUCUAGGAGACGCGUGGAUACAUGGGUGCAGAAUUUAUGGACCGGGAACUUCGCGUGCUUGAUAUGAGUUAGGAUUAGCUAGCGUCUGCUUAGUUUGUAUUUUUCGAAAUUGAUUUUUCACUUUUUAAGUCAUCGUUAAUCCGAUAUAUCCGUCAGUUUCGUUUCAAUGCUUCGAUUUGAAGACGCUGUGCAUCUUGUAAUCUUCACUUGAACGAAGGAAGGGACAAGAAACUAUCGACUUGAAACAGUUGACUUUUUGGAAUUCUAUUGAUUGUUCUGAGUAAUUGUUUCACUUUGUUAGGAAUUAGAAGUUCCAUAGAUCAAGUAGGAAAGAAUGCAGAAUCUUGUUAGUUGAAGAUAGUAUCAAUUGUUGCAUGUCGUUGCUUGUGCUUGUGUUUCUACGCUUGUGCAUGGCUGUCUUUUAGGGUAUUCUAUGUUUGGUAGGAUUGAAAUGAGCGGGUGGAGAAUGGUAAAAUUUUCGGCGGCAUAAUAUAAGUCUAAAAUCGGAGAUUCCAGCAGUCAUAUAGCAGAACCAUUAUGGGUUGUGGCUGCUUUGGAGCCUCAACUAUAAAGAGGAAAAGGAGUCCUACUCAUAAUCCUAAUGACGUUGAUGGCGUUGCACUUGAUAAUGUUAAGAAUUUCUCUGAUAAAGAACUAAGGGUGGCAACAGAUAAUUAUGACUCAAGGAAGAAGAUAGGAAGGGGAGGUUUUGGAACUGUUUACCAGGGAACCUUGAGGGAUGGAAGACAAGUAGCAGUGAAGACCCUUUCUGCAGGAUCAAGGCAAGGAGUCCCUGAAUUUUUGACUGAAAUCAAGACUAUAUCAAAUGUUAAGCAUCCAAACCUUGUUGAAUUGAUUGGUUGCUCUGUUCAAGGAUCUAGUCGUAUUCUGGUGUAUGAGUACGUGGAAAAUAACAGCAUUGAUCGUGCAUUACUUGGCACAAGAAAUACAGGCAUCAAACUGGACUGGAGAAGAAGAUCUGCAAUUUGCAUGGGUACCGCUAGGGGUCUUGCAUUCCUUCAUGAGGAACUUGUUCCACACAUUGUGCACAGAGACAUCAAAGCUAGCAACAUACUACUUGACAAAGACUUUAACCCGAAAAUAGGGGACUUUGGGUUGGCUAAAUUAUUCCCUGAUGACAUCACUCACAUUAGCACUAGAAUUGCUGGGACAACCGGUUAUCUAGCACCCGAAUAUGCAUUAGGUGGUCAGUUAACCAUGAAGGCUGACGUAUACAGCUUUGGAGUUCUUGUACUGGAAAUAAUUAGUGGCAAAAGCAGUUCAAGGGCAAAUUGGGGGGGAACCGACAAAGUCCUCUUGGAAUGGGCUUGGCAACUUCAUGAAGAAGGGAGACUUUUGGAGCUAGUGGAUCCCGAGAUUGGAGAAUUUCCUGAAGAAGAAGUGAUUAGGUACAUGAAGGUAGCUUUUUUCUGCACACAGGCGGCAGCAAACAGAAGGCCACUGAUGUCCCAGGUUUUGGAUAUGCUGUCCAGGAAAAUCCGGCUCAAUGAGAAGGAGCUAACAGCGCCAGGAUUCUUCCAGAAUUCAGGAGAAUCCUCUAAAAAGAACGUAUCCACUGCGUCCACUAGCAAUCAAACUCAUUCUCUACCCCCCACUAUUACUGAGGUGACCCCUCGAUGAAGCCUUUAUUGAUAUAAUUCCCAUUGACCCUAGUGUUGAAUGCAAAGUUCACAGAAGAAACGAGAUUUUUUCCUUUGUAAUUCAGUAGGAGAGAAAUGUCAAGGAGAGGGAAGUCUCCGUCCCUUUUUUUUUUUUGCCUUUUGUUCCCCUUUGUCUAUUCUUUUUCUUUUUGUGAAAUGAAAAGCAUAUUGAAAUUCAAAACAAACGGUGCAUAUUUAGUUAAUCUUGUGCAGAUUUGCAUUAAGAAAACAUGUAAUUGAGAGAUUACGUGUUGACUGGUAUGUGUACAACACACAGCACGAGGGACUGGAACUUAUUCUAAUUUCUAAUAAUGAAUCAAGAAGUCAUAGAAAUGAGAUAUUUGGUUGAAA